GCCACCCCUUCUCACCAUCUCGCUCCCCCUCGCUUCUUCUUCUUUAUCUUUCUAUCCCUGUGUCUCCCUCUUUCUUUCUCCAAUGGCGACUCCUCCUUUCUUCUUAGCUUCCUCCAGCUCCUUCAGAAGAGCCAAUAUAUAAAACCACUUCUCUUUCUCGGCGCCGAGCACCGCCUUGAAGGCAGUCUCAGUCUCUUUAAUUUCUUUUCUGAGAAGGAGGCAGCGAGCACCGGAAAUGGCACCGAAGGGCGGCCGAGGGAAGGCCAAGGGCGAGAAGAAGAAGAAAGAUGAGAAAAUUCUCCCUGUGGCCAUGGACAUCACCAUAAAUCUCCCUGAUGAGUCCCAUGUCAUUCUUAAGGGAAUAUCGACGGACAGGAUAUUGGAUGUACGGCGCCUGCUGUGUGUCAACACCGUCACCUGUGCCAUCACGAACUACUCUCUGUGUCACGAGAUCCGGGGGCCGAGAUUGAAAGACUCUGUGGACGUGGCCGCUUUAAAGCCGUGCACUCUUAGCCUGAUCGAAGAGGACUACGACGAGGAGAGCGCCGUCGCGCACGUGAGGCGGCUUCUCGACAUCAUCGCCUGCACGUCCUGCUUCGGCCCGUCGCCCGUCAAGGACUCCGCCGGCAAGGAUGCCAAGCGGAGCGCCGCCGGAGGCGGUGGUGUCGCGGCCCCCAAGACGGCUCCGCCGCCCAAGGAGGCGCCGGCGGACGGCGAGGAGGAGAUGAGCGGCGCGUGCCCCAGGCUCGGGGCCUUCUACGAGUUCUUCUCCCUCUCCCAUCUGACCCCUCCUGUCCAGUUCAUAAGGCGAACAGAGAAACCUCGGCAAGACGAAUGUCCCUCUGAUGACCAUCUCUUCUUCCUUGAAGCGAAGCUUUGCAAUGGGAAACUGGUGGUCGUGGAGGCUCGCGCCAAGGGGUUCUACAGCCUGGGAAAGCAGCGGGUGCUUUGUCAUGAUCUCGUCGAUCUGCUGAGACAACUCAGCAGAGCUUUCGACAAUGCUUAUGAAGAUCUCAUGAAAGCUUUCUUGGAACGUAAUAAGUUUGGAAAUCUUCCUUAUGGAUUUCGUGCAAACACAUGGCUUGUUCCUCCAAUUGCUGCUCAAUCACCAUCAUCAUUUCCAUCCCUUCCAGUGGAGGAUGAAACAUGGGGAGGCAAUGGGGGUGGUUGGGGAAGAGAUGGCAAAAGUGAUAUGUUGCCUUGGGCUAAUGAGUUUCUGUUUCUUACAACUAUGCCUUGCAAAACAGCAGAGGAAAGGCAAAUCCGUGACAGAAGAGCUUUCCUGCUGCACAGCUUAUUUGUAGAUGUUGCGGUCUUCAGAGCCAUUGGAGCUAUACAACAUGUUAUGGCGAGAAAACAUGUUACACCUUUGGCAGAGGCAGAUGGAGUUUUGCACUUUGAGACAGUGGGGGAUUUUAGCAUCAUUGUCACUAGGGAUGCUUCAGAUGCAAGCUGUAAGGUGGAUUCUAAGAUUGAUGGGAGUAAAACAACAGGGAUGGACUUUCAACAUCUUGCUGAGAGAAACCUACUUAAAGGAAUCACUGCAGAUGAAAAUACAGCAGCCCAUGAUAUUACUACAUUAGGUGUUGUCAAUGUGAGAUACUGUGGUUACAUUGCAGUCGUGAAAGUCAAUCAUCACGAGCAAAACAAAGGGAAUUUUCCUUUGCAAUCUGUUGAUAUCAAGGAUCAACCUGAAGGGGGAGCUCACGCUUUGAACAUCAACAGUUUAAGAAUGCUACUUCACAACAACUGUACAUCGGGAGACAAAAGAAUGUUGAAUCAGUCACAAAGUUCAAAGCAAGAAGAACUCACUGCAGCACAAGCUUUUGUGGAGAAAUUGUUGGAUGAGAGUCUGGUAAAACUUGAGGAAGAGAAAUCUAGCUCCAGUAUUUUCAUGAGAUGGGAACUUGGAGCCUGCUGGAUACAGCAUUUGCAGGAUCAGAACAAUGUGGAGAAAGAGAAGAAACAGACUGGUGAAAAAGAUAAGAAGCAAAGUGGUGAGAAGGCUAAAAGUGAGACAAGGGUUGAAGGCCUUGGGAAGCCUCUUAAGGUUCUAAAGAAUCUGAAGAAGAAAGCAGAUUCAAGUGGACAAGGAUCCUUUUCUCUUGACAAGAAAUCUUCUGAUGAAUUUGUUGGUGGGGAAAGCCAAAAUGCCAAUUUGCCUUUUGUGGAACCUCGGGGAGAUGGCAAAGCAAGUGAGAAUGGAUGCACACUUAAGGAUCUGUUACUUGAUCCUGCAUUUACACGACUAAAGGAAUCUGAAACAGGACUUCAUCUGAAGUCUCCACUGGAAUUAACUGAGAUGGCUCUGAAGUAUUAUGAUGAAGUUGCUCUUCCGAAGUUGGUUGCAGAUUUUGGCUCAUUGGAACUUUCACCUGUUGAUGGUAGGACUCUGACUGACUUCAUGCAUACUAGAGGUCUACGAAUGCGCUCUCUAGGGCAAGUUGUCAAGCUUUCAGAGAAGCUGUCACAUGUGCAGUCCCUCUGUAUCCAUGAGAUGAUAGUAAGAGCUUUCAAGCAUAUUCUCCGUGCUGUCAUUGCUGCUGUUUCUGAUAGUGGAGAGUUGGCCACAUCAAUUGCUGCAGCACUGAAUUUACUCCUUGGUGUUCCUGAUUCCCGAGUUUCAAAUUGUGCUGCCAAUGUGCAUCCCCUUGUGUGGAGAUGGCUUGUAGCAUUUCUGAAAAAGAGAUAUGAAUGGGAACUUACAGUCACAAACUUCCAUGAAGUGAGGAAGUAUGCUAUUCUGAGAGGACUAUGUCAUAAGGUUGGUAUUGAACUGGCACCCAGAGACUUCGAUAUGGAUCAUGCAUUUCCCUUUCACAAAUUGGAUAUCAUUAGCAUUGUGCCUGUGCAUAAGCAAGUUGCAUGCUCAUCUGCAGAUGGACGGCAACUUUUGGAAUCUUCAAAAACAGCUCUUGACAAGGGCAAACUUGAAGAUGCAGUCAACUAUGGGACAAAGGCUCUAGCAAAGCUAAUAACAGUAUGUGGUCCUUAUCACCGGAUGACCGCUGGAGCCUAUAGCCUUUUAGCUGUUGUUCUCUACCACACUGGAGACUUCAAUCAGGCAACAAUUUAUCAGCAAAAGGCAUUAGACAUAAAUGAGAGGGAACUUGGGCUGGAUCAUCCAGAUACGAUGAAGAGUUAUGGGGACCUAGCUGUGUUCUAUUACAGACUUCAACAUACAGAAUUGGCUCUAAAGUAUGUGAAGCGUGCAUUAUAUCUUUUACAUCUUACUUGUGGACCAUCUCAUCCAAACACAGCUGCCACAUAUAUCAACGUGGCCAUGAUGGAGGAAGGCCUAGGAAAUGUUCAUUUGGCACUUAGAUAUCUCCAUAAAGCUUUGAAAUGCAACCAGAGAUUACUUGGCCCUGAUCAUAUUCAGACUGCUGCUAGUUACCAUGCCAUAGCAAUAGCACUCUCUUUGAUGGAAGCUUAUCCUUUGAGUGUUCAACAUGAACAAACUACCUUGCAAAUUCUUCGAGCAAAGCUUGGUCCCGAUGACUUGCGAACCCAGGAUGCUGCUGCAUGGCUUGAGUACUUUGAGUCAAAGGCAAUUGAGCAGCAAGAAGCUGCUCGCAAUGGUACUCGGAAGCCUGAUGCAACGAUUGCUAGCAAAGGCCACCUAAGUGUGUCUGAUCUCCUUGAUUACAUAAAUCCCAACCAAGAUACCAGAGGAAGAGAUGGUGAGUCAGCAAGGAGGAGAAACCUUGGUUUAAAGAUUCAGGUCAAAGGACGAUCUGCUCAAAAUGUGAAUGUAGCAAGUUCUGAUUUAUCUUUCAAAGACUCAAAUGCAACAACUUCAGAUGAAGAGAAGAAGGUCACUGAACACAGUUAUAGCCAAGAUGAUACCCAAACAAACAGUCAAUGUGUUGAGCCUAAGCAUGAAGAAGCUGAUGUUCGGGAGCACCUAGCAGUUUCCCAACAGCCUAAAGGACUAGCUCAGGAGAAUUUCACUUCUGUUAAUGAGGCCUUGGCAGAGGUAAACACAGAAGCAGAAGAUGGCUGGCAACAUGUUCAAAGGCCAAGGUCAGCUGGUGGUUCUGGGCAGCGAAUUAAGAAUCGACGGGCAAAUAUUCGAAAGGCCUACAAUUAUGAGAUGAAUGAUGUUCCCACUGAAGCUGCUCAGGCUAAGCCCAGGUUUACUUAUCCCAAUGGUCGUUAUUACCUACUAAAGAAACGGACUGUAGUACCUGGAAGCUACACAGAUCAUCAUCAUAUGAAAGUUCAGUCACCUGGUAACAAAUUUGGUAGGAAAAAAUUCAGGACUGUUGUGUACAGGGUCAAGUCAGUGCCUUCAUCUGAUAAUACCAAAACAACAGAUAAUUCUAGGAGUGCUGGUGAGAAAAUGAUCACUCCAUUAGAAGCUGAAGCAACACAUUCACCUAUGGAUAAUUUUGUACCAAAAGACCAAAAGAAUGCAAUCGGUGAAGUUACUGAAUCACACAAUAAUUUAAUUGUCAGUAUUGGAAAUUCGCCAUCAUACAAAGAUGUAGCACUAGCACCUCCUGGAACAAUUGCUAAGAUUCAGAUCCAAAAGUCCAAAGAUGAUAUCCCACUGAACCGAGAACAAUUGAGUGGUAAAAUUGGAAUUGAGUCCAAGGAAUCAUUAGCGUUUGAGGAUCAUGCUGAGAAUUCAACUGCACUGGCAGAGACAGAUGAUUCAAAGCAAGAAGAGAGCUCUGUUCAGGACGUUUGCUUGCUCUCACAUAAGGACAUAGAAGCUGUUGAAAAGGAAGAAGAAAGCGAGAAAACUGGUGAAGGAGAAGGUCUAUCCAAAUCGAUAUCUCCAAAUACAGAAGUGGCUUCAGCUGGCAGCAUGCCCACCAAGAGUAAUUUGGAUAAUUAUGCUUUUGGUGAUGAGGUUCAAGAAGUGCGACAAAGUAAGAAUCUUGAUGAUAAAAAAUCUACAGAUGCACCAUGCAACUUAGAAACUGAGUGUUCAAUUUCUGAUGUACCUGCAGGAGAAUGUCUUGAUGAAGUUUCAUCCAGCAGCAUUGAUCCCCAAAACAAUGCAUGCUCUAGUGCUCAUCAAGAGGAUCAGGAAAAGGUUGAAAACCCUGAUAAAACUGGUGGCAAGGAUCCAAAGACAAAUUUGUCAUUGGAUAUCCCUAUGAAGAAGUUGUCUGCCUCUGCUGCACCAUUUAGUCCAUCUUCGCCGGUUGUACUUAAUUCAGUGGCUGUCAGUGUUGGCCUUCCACCAAGUGGUUCUAUUCCUGCAGUCACACCAUGGCCUAUGAAUGUCACUCUUCACCCUGGACCUGCAGUUGUCAUGCCAACAGCAUCUCCUAUUUGCACCCCUCCUCACCACCCCUAUCCAUCUUCACCUCGACCUCCAAACAUCAUUCAUCCUCUGCCAUAUUUUUAUCCACCAUAUUCCCAGCCUCAAGCAGUACCAAACAGCACAUUUUCCAUGAAUAGCAACAUGUUUCACCCAAACAAUUAUGCAUGGCAAUGCAAUAUAAAUCCAAAUGCUUCUGAGUUUGUGCCAGGAUCAAUAUGGCCAAGCUGUCAUCAAGUGGAUUUCUCUGUUAUUCCACCUGUUGUCAACCCAAUUUCUGAAUCCAUGAUUGUGCCCAAUGUGCAGUCUGACAUCACUACUGUAAGUUUAGCCCCUCAAUCAGAGAGUAGUGUUGGAGAAGCAACCAAAAAACAAGAGGAUAUUGAGGUUUCGAAUGAGAUUUCAAAGGUCAAUGAUCACACAGUGGCUGAGAACUGGUCAGAGAACAAGCAGGAAGAUGGUGAAUCUGAUGGAAAUGAAGCGAAGAAAAUUGAAUUGAAACCUGAAGUUGCUUUUACAGAAAGCAGACAUACUAGUAAAGAAAGACGUAUCUUGAGAAACAGUAUGAAGUAUGAGGGUGAGGGGAGCUUCAGCAUAUACAUAAAGGGUAGGAGUCAUCGCAAACAGACUCCUAGAAUACCUGUAAGUUUGCUUAGUAGGCCAUAUGGAUCACAGUCAUUUAAAGUUAUUUAUAACAGAGUAGUUAGGGGAAGUGAUGUUUCAAGACCUGCCAGUCUGUCUUCCAGUGAAGAUGUGAUAACCGGCAAGCAGUAAGCAAGAUACGUUGAUGAGAUUCAGCUAGUGGCAGGGACAAAUUUUAAGCGAGGAUUCUAGUUCUCAGCCAGGAGGACUUGACGAUCAGUAUCUGGCAUUAUGAGUCUUCAGUUUUACUGCUGUUUUUUGGCAUUUGUAUCUUUUGCACAUUAAGUCAGCUAUAUUCAAUUCUGAUCAAGCUUUCAGAAAAAAACAGAGAUGAGUUUCCUUUGCUAUCAAAGCUAGGUGGUUUUCUCUAAUCUGGUGUCUGCAUAUUGCCAAUGAGCCAUGAAAAUUUAGUUUAAAUGAGGUUCAAGUUGCUUUGUUGAGAUCUAGGGAUCCAAGAGAGCACCAGCAGUCGAGUAACAUUUUUGGACAAAAUUUAUUAGAUUGUAUUCAUUGACCAUUUUCUCUGUUUCAUUGGAUAGACUGACACAUUGGCCCUUUUUCUUUUCUUUUUUUUGUUUUGAGGGAACUUUCUGCAAUUUAUAUUGCUGAACCAAAAAUAAUGGUAAGGACUGAGAUCUUCUGGCUUCUAUUUCCCUGCCAAUUGAAAUGCAAUAAUUAUUUGUUUUGGUCCA
This is a messenger RNA of Elaeis guineensis (African oil palm), 6612 nucleotides long. The record is from RefSeq and is a predicted model, not a curated record. Lineage: Eukaryota; Viridiplantae; Streptophyta; Magnoliopsida; Arecales; Arecaceae.